AUGACUACCCUCGUAUCGACGGCACAAAAUGCCACUCUUCAAAACAUCACCUCUAUCUUGGAAGACUCUUCCUCCUCGAACACUACGAACACUCUGCCCACCGGCCUCGAAGUUUACUUCAUGCUCCUACCAUCCGCCUUCUUAGGCGUCAUUCAACGUUCCAUAACCGAUGAGUUCGAAUCAUGGCUCAUGGCACCCGCCAACGACUCGCCCUUCAUCUGCGCGGUCAACAUCCACUCUACCUUUCUAUGGAUGCUCAAUGGUUGGAUCAACAACUUGGACCUGUUCGAAUGUGCACAACUUGUUGUCUUGAAGUCAGGAGUCUCUGGAAACGGCCGUCGACGGCGAAUCAUAAAGCCCCAAGCAUGGGCUUCUGGUGUUCUGUUCUUGCUAAGUCUAUACCAGGCUAAGCAAAUCUUCGACCUCCAGCAUAUCUUUUGGGAGAAGGUGUGGAUCGUGUUGUUCAACACGUCAUAUCUUCUUAACGUCAUUAUCGAUAUCUUAGCCAGUUAUGCUCCUACCCCAGGCCCUACCAAUAACGGCGAUUACACUGAUGAAGGGGAGGAAGAACCAUUCCAACGAGUCUUCAAUGUACUCGACGUCCUCAGCAUCUUCGCCUACGUGAUUCAAAUCAAGGCCUGGGUCGACAUCUACGGCAAACUAGUCAAAGUCGCCCUCACCAUCUACACUGAAGAGACAGUCAACUUGUUCAUCAUCGGAACUUUCUCCAUCGCAGUCGCUCUCUCAAGUCUUUCGCCCGCUGAAGGCAAAUACAAAGUCUUGCACGGCCUCUGGUCCCUCCGCAAUUGGAACGCCAACCAUACAACUUAUGUUGUCGUAAGCGGUUUCAUCGUCUUCCUCAUGGUUGGAGUCCCAAUCCGGCUCGACAGCUCUGCAGCGCUCAUUGGCAUGCAGCCACAGCAUACAUCGCUAUUUUGGCCGAUGAUUUACACACCACUUGGCACGCUGUCUGUGGUUGUGGUUGUCGUAUAUCUGACAUCAAUACUUCACACGACUGUGUGCAAAAUCAUGAAUGUCCCAAUUCCGGCAGAGUUCAUCGACAAUGUGAAAGAUGACCAAGAUCUGGGCUUGUUGUGUAAAAGACUGAAUGUCGUCGUCAGGUCACACAGAAAGUGGAGGGAGACUCUGUCUAUCUCGUUUGCGAUCUUGAAUUUUCUUUUUGGCGUUGCGCAUUAUCAUUUCGUGUACAACAGUAUCCAUACUGUCGGAGAGUUGUAA
This is a messenger RNA of Glarea lozoyensis ATCC 20868, 1239 nucleotides long. RefSeq lists its product as uncharacterized. The transcript has 2 exons. NCBI's taxonomy places the organism in Eukaryota, Fungi, Ascomycota, Leotiomycetes, Helotiales, Helotiaceae. The record is from RefSeq and is a predicted model, not a curated record. The coding region runs from base 1 to 1239 and encodes 412 amino acids.